GAAAUUAUGGCGUACCGGGGAAAGAUUGUCAGCUUAGAGAAGAGAGAAGCGGGUAAGACAAUGCCAGGAGGGGCGGGUAAUACAUGGGUUUCUUUUUUUUUUCUUUAAGAAACUUCUUUUAUUUUGAGAAAUCUCUUUGAAUAUAAGAAAUCUCUUUGUCUUUAAGAAACCUCUUUGUCUUUAAGAAACCUCUUUGUCUUUAAGAAACCUCUUUGUCUUUAAGAAACCUCUUAGUCUUUAAGAAACCUCUUUGUCUUUAAGAAGCCUCUUUGUCUUUAAGAAACCUCUUUGUCUUUAAGAAACCUCUUUGUGUUUAAGAAACCCUUUUGUCUUUAAGAAACCUCCUAGUAUUUAAGAAACCUCUUUGUCUUUAAGAAACCUCCUAGUCUUUAAGAAACCUCUUUUUCUUUAAGAAACCUCGUUGUCUUUAAGAAACCUUUUUGUCUUUGAGAAACCUCCUAGUAUUUAAGAAACCUCCUAGUCUUUAAGAAACCUCCUAGUCUUUAAGAAACCUCUUUGUCUUUCAGAAAUUUCCUAGUCUUUAAGAAACAUCCUAUGUUGUUGGGAUAUCUCUUUUUCUUGAAGAAACCUCAUUGUCUUUUAGAAAUCUCUUUAUUUCCUGCUCUCGGAAUUCAACCUUUUAUUUUAAAUGAACACAACAGAGACCCGGAAGCGGUUACAAAAUCUCCAGCAGAAGGUGGCCAGUGUCAUGGCGGAGCUGAACAUGGUCGACGAUAAUCCUCUACAGGAUGCCUUGUCUGACACGGCGAUAGACUCAAACAGUUCCCUACCGGGUGAGUUUUAAAGACGUUACAUUUACUUCAGAUAUUCCCCGACCAACAAAAGACAUAUAUUUAGUUAAGGUACCAUUUUAAAAAAGAGGCCCUUUGAAAUGUGGCCACACACACCCCUCCCCACCCCCCUCCCCCCACCCCCCCCCCCAAAAAAAAGAUCGUAAGAUUAUUAUAAUUAUAUCAUCAAAAAAUGUCCAGUCGCGGAUGAAUACAACAAAGACAUGUCAAAAAAUCUGAAAAUUUUGUAAGCAUACACUCUUAUAAAUAAACAUAAACAAAAAAGUCAAAACUUUUGAUUCCAUGUCCGACAAUCUCCAUGUACCUUAUUUUUACCCCCCCCCCCCUUUUUCUCCACUCGUCCAUCAAAAAAACAAACAAACAAAAAAAAAAACCCCACCCACAUCGCUCAUUGUUGUUGCCGAUGUUGCUGGUCCUCAAACUAGCCCUUCAGACUGACCCAUGAAGAUUUCUUAUGAAUGAAAUUUUUUGAAGGUAUUCAUGGUUUGAAUCCAGGCGAUUUACUUCUUUAAUGUAAAUAGUCCACUCGCCGGUCCGUGUCUCCAUCCGCAUGGCCACCCAUACGCUCAAAGGAGCAAAUAAUUUACCCAAUCCACUUGCCAGUCAUCUUCGGGUCUUUUGGUCCCUACUCACCAAAUGAUUUAUCCACUUAUCAAUGUAUGUCUUAAUGGAUACGUCACAGUGACGCCAAUUUUAACUAUGGUGACACAUGAAUACAUCACAGUGACGCCAAUUUUAACUAUAGUGACACAUGAAUACAUCACAGUGACGCCAAUUUUAACUAUAGUAACACAUGAAUACAUCACAGUGACGCCAAUUUUAACUAUAUUGACACAUGAAUACAUCACAGUGACGCCAAUUUUAACUAUAGUGACACAUGAAUACAUCACAGUGACGCCAACUUUAACUAUAGUGACAUAUGAAUACAUCACAGUGACGCCAAUUUUAACUAUAGUGACACAUGAAUACAUCACAGUGACGCCAAUUUUAACUAUGGUGACACAUGAAUACAUCACAGUGACGCCAAUUUAACUAUAGUGACACAUGAAUACAUCACAGUGACACCAAUUUUAACUAUGGUGACACAUGAAUACAUCACAGUGACGCCAAUUUUAACUAUAGUGACAUAUGAAUACAUCCCAGUAAAGCCAAUGUUAAUUAGUGACACAUUGAUCCAUCACAGUCAAUUCAAUGUUAAUUAGUGAGACAUGAAUCCAUCAUAGUUAAGCUAAUUUUAAAUGUGGUACAUUUUAUGGAUUACUCUCAGAUAUUUUAUGGAUUACUCUCAGAUAUUUUAUGGAUUACUCUCAGAUAUUUUAUGGAUUACUCUCAGAUAUUUUAUGGAUUACUCUCAGAUAUUUUAUGGAUUACUCUCAGAUAUUUUAUGGAUUACUCUCAGAUAUUCGAUGGAUUUUAUGUGUCCUGUUAAUUUUCCAUAACCUUUUAUCCAUUUCCAAAUUUACUCUUCAAUCCUUCCCGUCAUCCAUCUAAUCCAUGUAUAUUUUCAUGUAUUCAUGGACCCAUCAUUUUUUGUCUUCUUUUUCAUCCAGUUUUAACACCACCUUCACCAUCAUACAACCAUCCUUAUUCUUCUACCCAUCCACUUACGAUAAAGGCACCACUCAAAAAUGAAUUUUCUCAUGUUCAUCUACACAGCCCCCAAAUUUGUUCAUUUUGUAUUAAAUAACCCCUAAAAACAAAGUCUUUCCUAUAAAUUAUUUAUAUGCAUUUUUAUUAUUUUAUUUUAUAUUAAUAUUCUAAGAUCUCCCCUCCCCCCUUUUCCCCGCUUUUACACCACAGAUUUAUUUCACCAUUUUUUCAGAAAAAUAACCGAAAAUAUUACGCAUCAAACGCACAUGCAAUAUAUUUUUCUUUAAAAGGAUCUCAUUUAGCGCAGUUUUCGGGAAUUUUAUUUCGCGAAAUAAGUGUCAUCAUAUUUCCAUUAAUUUUUCCUUUGAAAAAUAGGGAAAAACAGAUUUUCGGUUUGUUGAGGUUGGGGCUGAAAAGUUGAUAGAAUGUGUCGUCAUCGGCCACGACGAGUCUAUGUGCCAAGUUUCAGCUCGAUAGGUGGCACAAAUUAGGCAUCUUAUAAGUACGUUAUUUCAAUGCAUAUUUUGUCAAGUAACUUUAGUAAAUGGGAAGUUCAUGGCCGCCAUUGUUUUUCCCCCAAGGGAGUUAAGGAUAUAAAACCAUAAAUUGUACGAUUUUUUGCCUGCCAGCCAGGCAGCCUGCCAGCUAGCCAGCCAGGCAGCCAGCCAGGCAGCCAGCCAGGCAGCCAGCCAGCCAGGCAGUCAGCCAGGCACGAACAAAAUCGAAAUAAAUGUAAAGGAUUUAAAUGAAGUUGAAUGAAAUAAUAUUUCAUCGCAAUACAUGAACACGUAGGGAACAAUCCAGCCCGCUACGCUACCGUUGAAUGUGAAAAUAUCUGUACGAAACUUGGCAUCGUUAUUAUGCAACACAAAAGGUUGGGGUGGGGGGGCGACCUUAAAAAUUUUGAACUAUUGUUUUUACUUUGCCAUUACACUGAGUGACGCCCCAACUUACAUGAUAUUUGCCGUCCCUCUAUACUUAAUUACCCAUCGCCUGAAAUUAUGUUUGCCAUCUCUCUAUCAUUUAUAUCACAUAUAAAUCGUUCCCCUCUUUGGCCUAUUCAUUUAACAAGCAACACGUGCAUUUUUCAUUCAUUCCACCCACACACUCAUUCUUCUAUUUCUCAAUCGUUCUUUUAACCUGGUAUAUUUCUUUCAUCCACCCAACAAUUUAUUUUCUCUACCAAAAUUUAUCCUUCCAUCUCUUGAUCAGUCCACGUAUACAUCCAUCCAAUAUCCAUCCAUUUAUUCUUCUAUCUCUUUAUCCAUCCAUUUUUUUUUCUUUUAUUCCGACCGCUUGAUCCAAUCGAUAGGCUACUAAAGUAAACCUCAUUGAAUACCUUCUCUACCUCACAGCGUCGGGCGCCAGCAGCCAGUUCGACACCAACCACAAGAGCAAACAUACCUCGUGGGCAAAGACCAUCCAGGCGGAACCGUCCCCCAGCAUGAAAUCUUCUUCUGUUCCCCCUCGCCCCCCAGUCCCCAUCAUUAAAAAACUGGACUACCCCACAACUCCCGUCGCCGUGGACGUUGCCAUGGACACCGAGAUGAACACGUACCUCAACGCGCGCCUCACCGAUCUCACCGGGACCGGGAACCUCUCCGGGCGCGGCUCCGAUGAGGACUUCUUCCCGAAGACGUCGCCACCGGACGGCCUGCAGAGAGAGCUCACCAAGGCCUUCGACGUGGGCAGCGACAGCAAUUUAAACAGGACCAUAUGCAAGAGCCGGGACUUUGAGAUGGGAAGCGACGCGGACUACGGGCUGGACAUUUUGAAAGGCAGCGACGUCGACAAAGGGGCGAAGUUUUAUAAAAACUUCCACGCCGACGUCGGCAGCGACAGCCAAGAGGGGAGGGUCAUCAUUUCCCGGAAUAACUCCUACGACAGCAACGUCGAUACUUACGACAGAUUCGGGAGUGGGGUGGACUCCUCGGAAAACAACACCAGAAUAUUGACUAGCAGCGCGCCCGCUCGCUCCCGCGGAAUUGGUGUCGGAGGAGCCCUUACGGUGGUGGGGACUGCAUUUUCUAUAACUGGUGAAAGCGUGGUCGAGGAGAGUGAUCCUUUGUUGGAUAGUGAGUGCUGAGUGAUUCUUUGUUACACAGUGAGUGAUGAUUGGUCCACUGUUAGACGGUGCAGUGCCCAGGCGUUGCCGGCACUAGAAGCUUUGGGGGGGAAAAUAGAUUCAGAUCCGCUAGCUUUGAGUCGAGGUAACCAAUUCUGUUUCAUCUCGGUCCGUAUACACUUCGAGAUGCUACCCAACUUUCCUAAACGUUAUCCCCAUAGCUCAUGGGCAUUCUGCUGAAAGACGCCUGAGGAGAUAUAUAUCGGACUUAAUCUUCAUAACUGUUUCGCGUCUUACUUAAAGCUUCUUACAAAGUUUCGUGGACGGAUAUUUGUGGCAAUUGAUAUUGGUGCUUAGCACUACCAAUUCUCAGAUUAGACAGUGCAUGGGGC
Messenger RNA from Lymnaea stagnalis (great pond snail), 4859 nucleotides. The record is from the annotation of a GenBank genome assembly. Lineage: Eukaryota; Metazoa; Mollusca; Gastropoda; Lymnaeidae.